Saccharomycopsis crataegensis is the source of this 1914-nucleotide messenger RNA. It is a transcript of the gene PUT2, whose product is annotated as 1-pyrroline-5-carboxylate dehydrogenase. The record is from RefSeq and is a predicted model, not a curated record. Gene Ontology annotation, cellular component: mitochondrial matrix. The coding region runs from base 1 to 1914 and encodes 637 amino acids. NCBI's taxonomy places the organism in Eukaryota, Fungi, Ascomycota, Saccharomycetes, Ascoideales, Saccharomycopsidaceae. The transcript has a single exon. Gene Ontology annotation, molecular function: L-glutamate gamma-semialdehyde dehydrogenase (NAD+) activity.
AUGGACGGAGAAGUAUUCCGCAGCCCUGAUAAAUUGAUGCAAUUUCGCUGUUUUCUUGCUUUGAUUCUAAAAUCAUUAAUUUUAGAAACUUCCACUGACCAAACCAAACAGAAACCAAAAGCAAUGAUUUCUUCAAGAACUGUGUCUUGUGUUCGUGCUCAAGUGCCUAGAAACUUGUGGAAGCCUGUCUCAUACCAAUCAACGCCUGUCAAGGUUGAUUUGGCAAAGAGAUUUGUGGCACAAUUGUCAUUUUCCAAAACUCCAAAUACCAUUACCACCAACCAAUCAAAUAAAUCUUUUGCAAAGAAUUCCGUUGAAUGGGAUUUGCUUAGAAACUCAAUCAACAAAUUCACUGACAAUCAUUCUUUGAAAGUCCCCCUUGUCAUCAAUGGGGAACGUAUCUAUUCAAAUGAGGGAAAUUUAUCCUCUUCAUCAUUGGUUUCUCAAGUCAAUCCAGCAAAACAUGCCCAAGAAAUUGCUUCUGCUAGUCAGGUAACCGCCGAUGGUGUAAAAUUUGCCAUUGACUCCGCCCUUAAAGCGAAAAAGACAUGGAUGGAAUACUCUUGGGAUGAUAGAGCUGCCAUUUUUUUGAAGGCAGCGGAAUUGAUUGAAACCAAAUACCGUUACGAUUUGCUUGCUGCUACCAUGCUUGGUCAAGGGAAAAACGUCCAACAAGCGGAAAUAGAUGUUAUUGGUGAAUUGAAUGAUUUCUUACGUUUCAAUGUCAAAUAUGCUGAAGAAUUAUACCAUCAACAACCUGUGCAAAGCUCUAAAGGUGUUUGGAACAGAGCGGAAUACAGACCAUUAGAAGGGUUUGUUUACGCUGUGACUCCAUUCAACUUCACUGCAAUUGCUUCCAAUUUGGUGUGCGCUCCAGCGUUGAUGGGUAACGUUGUUGUUUGGAAACCAAGUCAAACCGCUUUGUUGUCUAAUUACUUGCUUUUGACAGUUUUGGAAGAGGCUGGAUUACCUAAGGGGGUUAUCAAUUUCGUUCCAGGUGAUCCUGUUGAAGUUACUGAUGUGGUUGUAAACCAUAAGGAUUUUUCCGCUCUACAUUUUACCGGGUCCACUGCAGUUUUCAGAUCUCUUUUCGGUAAGAUCUCCAGCAAUGUUGCUCAAGGAAUUUACAAGGAUUACCCAAGAAUUGUCGGAGAAACUGGUGGGAAGAACUUCCACAUUAUCCACGAAUCUUGUAAUGUGAUUCACUCAGCACUUUCGACUUUGAGAGGGGCAUUUGAAUAUCAAGGACAAAAAUGUUCUGCUGCUUCCAGAUUGUAUUUGGCAGAAAAUGUUGCCGAUGAAUUUUUGGACGUCUUAACCAAGAACCUCGACACCGUUAGUUUAGGAAAUAAUGCUGUUCAUGAAGGUUUCAAAGAAUUUAUGGGUCCAGUAAUCCACAAGGGCAGCUUUGACAAAUUGGCCAACGCCAUUGAAGAAGCCAAGAAGGAUCCAGAAUUAAAAAUUGUAUGUGGUGGAAAAUACGAUUCGACAAAUGGUUAUUUUGUUCAACCAACUGUGAUUGAAACCACCAAUCCUAACCAUAAAUUUAUGUCCCAAGAGUUUUUCGGCCCAGUUUUAACAUUAUACAAGUACAAACCAUCUGAUUAUGAAAAAAUUCUUGAAGUGGUUGACACAACCAACCAAUAUGGUCUUACAGGGGCAAUUUUCGCUAAAGAUCGUUCUGCCAUUAGACUAGCUGAAGAAAAGCUUAGAUACAGUGCCGGUAAUUUCUAUAUUAAUGAUAAAUGUACUGGUGCGGUGGUUGGUCAGCAAUGGUUUGGUGGUUCUAGAGCCAGCGGAACCAACGAUAAGGCAGGCUCAGGAAAUAUUUUGUCUAGAUUCGUCAGCGUUAGAAAUAUUAAGGAAAACUUUCAAGAGUUGACUGAUUACAGAUAUCCAAGCAAUAUUCAAUAA